GAUCAAAUCAGGGUGAUUGGUUAAGGAAUAUGGCGCUGCUGGUGAGAGUCCUUAGGAAUCAGACAAAUAUUACCCAAAGGAUUCCAAUAUGCAGCAGAUUGGCACCUGUGUCUCCUACCCAAGGACAAUGGGACAGGACUCUGUCUGGCACUUCCCAGUGGCCCCAGAUGAGCCAAUCCCAAGCCUGUGAGGGAUCAGAACAGAUUCCUGGAAUAGACAUACAGCCGAGUAGGAAAUAUCACACCACAAAUAAGCUUCCUACUACCAAGGAUUCACUACAGCCUGUUGAGGAGAAGGUUGGUGCCCUCACAAAGAUAAUAGAAGCCAUGGGAUUCACAGGACCUUUGAAAUACAGUAAAUGGAAGAUUAAGAUUGCCACCCUGCGCAUGUAUACUAGCUGUGUGGAGAAAACUGACUUCGAGGAAUUCUUUCUAAGGUGUCAGAUGCCCGAUACAUUCAAUUCGUGGUUUCUUAUAACGCUACUUCAUGUUUGGAUGUGUCUAGUCCGAAUGAAGCAGGAAGGCCGGAGUGGGAAAUACAUGUGUCGUAUCAUAGUUCAUUUUAUGUGGGAGGACGUUGAGCAGCGUGGCAGAGUCAUGGGGAUUAAUUCCUAUAUCCUGAAGAAGAACAUGAUCCUCAUGACAAAUAAUUUCUAUGCAGCUAUUUUGGGAUAUGAUGAGGGGAUCCUUUCAGAUGAUCAUGGGCUGGCUGCUGCCCUCUGGAGAACCUUCUUCAAUCAGAAAUGUGAAGACCCUCGGCAAAUCAGGGUGAUUGGGGUGUCUAUCACCAUAGGCAUUUAUAUCAUUACUAUUAGGAACAUGUCAGUUUUUUUUCUUCCAGUUAUUUUGAAAUACAGAAUAAAUUAUUAA
Molecule: messenger RNA, 869 nt
Organism: Nycticebus coucang (slow loris)
Lineage: Eukaryota; Metazoa; Chordata; Mammalia; Primates; Lorisidae
Product: ubiquinol-cytochrome-c reductase complex assembly factor 1-like
Exons: 1
Coding region: 30-869 (279 amino acids)
Biological process (GO): mitochondrial respiratory chain complex III assembly
Cellular component (GO): mitochondrion
Source: RefSeq, a predicted model, not a curated record